GUGUCCGCGCAUCUCUUUCGUCCCUGCGUGCGGUGUCGCCGAUCUCCUGAAGGUUACGAAGGGUUCUCUUAGCGAAAUUAAAGAUGUUCGCCCUCCGCAUGAGCUCGGCCGUUGGCCGUCAGCUAGCGCGUGUUUCCGCUCGCGGGUUCGCGGACGCACCCACAGGCAUGGCUUUCACGCUGGCUUCACCGUCGAAUCUGUACUUCCAUGGUGCAGAUGUGCGCCAGGUCGAUGUUCCCUCAUACUCGGGGAACUUCGGUAUUCUGCCAAACCAUGUCAGCACCAGUGCCGUGAUAAAACCGGGAGUGGUCGUCGUAUACCCUAAAGAGGGCGACUUGCAAAGAUUCUUCGUGUCUGCCGGAACCAUCACCGUCAACGAAGAUUCCUCGGUUCAGGUGAUCGCAGAGCAGGCGAUCGCUGUCGAUCAGCUCGACGGUAGUCUGGUCGGAGCAGGGCUCGCGAAGGCCCAACAGCAGCUGGCGUCAGCGUCCACCGAGACGGCGAAAGCUGAGGCUCAAAUCCUCAUCGAGGUGCAUGAGGCCAUGCAGAAGGCUAUCGACGGUGUUAUUUGAGCGAGCAAAUGAGUUUAUGAUGUAUAUCCGGUUUUAGGUGGAAUAAAUGAUAGCAGGAAGGAUACCGCUUUCGCUUGAGAUGAAA
This is a messenger RNA of Galendromus occidentalis (western predatory mite), 657 nucleotides long. RefSeq names its product ATP synthase, delta subunit (gene ATPsyndelta). Bases 84 to 572 code for a protein of 162 amino acids. The transcript is spliced from 2 exons. Gene Ontology annotation, biological process: proton motive force-driven ATP synthesis. Gene Ontology annotation, molecular function: proton-transporting ATP synthase activity, rotational mechanism. NCBI's taxonomy places the organism in Eukaryota, Metazoa, Arthropoda, Arachnida, Mesostigmata, Phytoseiidae. The record is from RefSeq and is a predicted model, not a curated record.